Messenger RNA from Diaporthe amygdali, 1380 nucleotides. RefSeq lists its product as uncharacterized. The transcript has 2 exons. The record is from RefSeq and is a predicted model, not a curated record. Lineage: Eukaryota; Fungi; Ascomycota; Sordariomycetes; Diaporthales; Diaporthaceae. Bases 1 to 1380 code for a protein of 459 amino acids. Gene Ontology annotation, biological process: fungal-type cell wall (1->3)-beta-D-glucan biosynthetic process. Gene Ontology annotation, cellular component: cytoplasm; fungal-type cell wall. Gene Ontology annotation, molecular function: 1,3-beta-glucanosyltransferase activity.
AUGAAGACUGUAUCCGUUCUGCUCCUUGCGGGCACCGCCAUUGCAACACGAACCGGCCCUCUCCAGCCCAGACAGUCCAGCAGCAGCAGCAGCACGCCAGAGGUCACAGUCAAGGGAAAUGCAUUCUGGGCUGGUGAUGAGCGUUUCUACAUUCGUGGUGUGGCAUAUCAGCCAGGUGGUGCCGCAGACGCCGCGGACCCCUUGAUCGAUAUCACAAGUCUCACAAGAGACGUUGAGAACUUCAAGGAGCUCGGCAUCAACACCAUCCGUGUGUACACCGUCGACAACUCGGAAAACCACGACGAGGGAAUGAAGAUUCUCGCCGAUGCGGGCAUCUACCUGGCCCUGGAUGUGAACUCGCCCAAGUUCUCUCUCAACCGGGCUGACCCCUUCCUGUCGUACAACGAGAAGUACCUGCAGUCUGUCUUCGCGACUGUCGAUGCUUUCGCCAACUACACCAACACCCUUCUUUUCUUCAGCGGCAAUGAGGUGAUCAACGACAAGAAGACCACUGGCACCGCUCCUUACAUCCGCGCUGUCACCCGUGACAUCAAGAACUACAUCAACGCCCGCGGCUACCGUACCAUCCCCACCGGAUACUCCUCCGCCGAUGUCUCCGAGAACAUCGUUGAGCAGCUCGAGUACUUCGACUGCGGAGACGACAGCUCACGUGCCGACUUCUUCGCCUUCAACGACUACUCCUGGUGCGACCCCUCGGACUUCGUCAAGUCUGGCUGGAAGGCCAAGGUCGAGAAGUACACCGGCUACGGUAUCCCCAUGUUCCUGUCUGAGUACGGAUGUAUUGAAGAUGAGCGUGCCUGGGGUGAGGUUGCCGCGCUGUACUCCACCAACAUGACCACGGUCUUCUCUGGUGGCAUUGCCUACGAGUACUCGGUCGAGCCCAACGGAUACGGCAUCGUCGAGAUCAAGAACGGCGAGAUCACCCCCAACGAGGACUUCGAGGAGCUGGCCACCGCCUUCAAGAACACGCCCAACCCCUCUGGCGGUGGUGAAUACAACUCCGACACCACCGCAUCUGAGUGCCCUGCUCAAUCCGAGAACUGGGAGGUCGCUGACGAGCUGAUCCCUGCUCCCCCCUCCGGUAUCGAGGAGUACAUGGACAACGGCGCUGGCACUGGCCCUGGUCUGUCGCAGGACGUGACCACCUCGCACUACGGCGGUGACACGUACUCCGAGUCCAACAUCACCAUGGAUGGUGUUGUGGUCGCCUCCACUAGCAACGGCUCGUCUUCAAGCAGCGGCUCAAGCGGAAGCGGAAGCGGUAGCUCCUCCCAGAGCGGCGCGAUUGGAUCUGCUGCGCCUGGUCUGGUCCUGUCGAUGGUGUCUUGCGUGUGCCUGGGAUUGAUUGUCUUCUUGUAA